Messenger RNA from Haplochromis burtoni (Burton's mouthbrooder), 1287 nucleotides. RefSeq names its product protocadherin beta-1. Gene Ontology annotation, molecular function: calcium ion binding. Gene Ontology annotation, cellular component: plasma membrane. Lineage: Eukaryota; Metazoa; Chordata; Actinopteri; Cichliformes; Cichlidae. The record is from RefSeq and is a predicted model, not a curated record. Gene Ontology annotation, biological process: homophilic cell-cell adhesion.
CCGAGAAUAAUAUAGCCUACACGGACAUUUUAGCAGUCGGUUUUUUUGAUCGACCUUUAUUGUGUGGCUUUUUCAUUUUUACUCCAGCUGUGUGUGGAAUUUAGCUCUUUUUCUCGACUGCUUUGAUUCGUCAUGAUAUUACAAAGCCGUUGGACCGAAACAAUGAAAUGGCAAGUGAUACUGUUUUUCUCAAUGCUCUCUCUCUGUUAUGUGUUCGGGCAGGUAAGCUAUUCUGUUCCAGAAGAAAUGUCAAAAGGCUCGUUAGUCGGUAAGAUAGCACAAGAUUUAGGUUUGGACCUAAAACGGUUGAAAACGGGAAAAGCUCGCUUGCAUGUUGGAAACAGCGCUGAAUACAUUGAGCUGAAUAAAGAAAGGGGGGUGCUUCUUAUCAAGGAGAGAAUCGACAGGGAGGCUUUAUGCAAACAAACGACUCCCUGUGCUUUACACUUUCAAAUGAUUUUGGCAAAUCCUAUCGAGUUCUACCGUGUUACUGUAGAAAUAACAGAUAUAAACGACAACGCCCCUAUAUUCAAAAUGAAAGAUAUGGUAUUUGAAAUAAGCGAGUCGGCUGUAAAGGGGUCAAAAUUUAUAUUAGAGAAAGCACUGGAUUCUGACGUUGGAAUAAAUGGGCUUAAAAGCUACUCCCUUAACCCAACAGAUAAUUUUGCUUUGAACCUCAACGACAACACUGAUGGGGGGAAAGAGGUAGAGAUGGUUUUGGAAAAACCUCUUGAUCGAGAGAAAGAGGAGCAGCUGACUCUUACACUAACAGCCGUCGACGGAGGUGAACCUCAGCUCUCGGGGACAGUGCAAAUUCAUGUAACUAUAUUAGACGCCAAUGACAACGCACCUGUUUUUACACAGUCAACGUACAAAAGUAGUUUAAUGGAAAAUUCUCCAAGAGGAACUCAACUGAUUACUGUUACAGCCACCGAUAAAGAUGAAGGAACAAAUGGUUUCGUAACAUAUUCGAUAUCAAAUAACAUUGAUGGAAUUUUUGAUUUAUUUGAAAUACAUGAGACAAGCGGGGAAGUGCGGUUGAUCGGAAAUGUAGAUUAUGAAACAUCGAAACAUUAUCAGCUCAAUAUUAAAGCCAAAGAUCAGGGUGGACUCAGUGACUCGUGUAAAAUUAUUUUUGAUAUUACUGAUGUAAAUGAUAAUAGCCCAAUAAUAGAUUUAAUGUCGACUACUCAAUCGGUUCCAGAAGAUUCCACCUUAAAAACCGUUGUUGCAGUUAUGAACGUGCAUGAUGCUGAUUCAGACGAUAAUGGAGUAGUUAAAUGUUUC